AUGGGGAAGCGGCAGCACCAAAAGGACAAAAUGUACAUUACGUGUACAGAGUACACCAAUUUCUAUGGAGGCAAACGGGCGGAAAUCCCGCAGUCCAACUUCAGACGGCUUCCGUUCGACCACUGCAGCUUGUCCCUUCAGCCAUUUUCUUAUCCUGUGUGCACUUCGGAAGGCAUCGUCUUUGACCUGCUGAGCAUUAUUCCAUGGAUCAAGAAGUAUGGGACUAAUCCCAUAUCUGGAGAGAAACUGGAAGUCAAGUCACUUGUCAAACUCAACUUCUCCAAAAACAACGAUGGCAAAUACCACUGUCCCGUUCUCUACUCAGUCUUCACAAACAAUUCUCACAUUGUCGCCAAUAAGGUUACCGGCAACGUUUUCUCCAAUGAGGCAGUAGAGCAGCUCAACAUCAAGACUAAAAGUUUCAAAGAUCUGCUGACGGAUGAACCAUUUACAAGAAAAGACAUUAUCACACUUCAGGAUCCAACAAACCUGGACAAGUUCAACGUCGCCAAUUUUUUCCACGUGAAAAAUGACCUCAAAGUGCUGGAUCCAGAGGAAGAGAAGGCCAAGCAGGACCCAUCGUACCACCUCAACACCACCAACCUGGAGACCCGGGAGACCCUGGCAGAGCUGUACAAGGACUACAAGGGGGACCAGCUGCUUGCUGCCACGAUGAAGGAGCCUGAGGCCAAGAAGACGGACAAAAUCAACAAGGCUCACUACUCUACGGGCAGGGUCGCCGCCUCUUUCACGUCAACAGCCAUGACGCCGGCCACCACUAACCAAGCAGACGCCAUCGCCGACGACACGGUGCGCUACAGCUAUGUUAAAAAGAAAGGCUAUGUCCGCCUGCACACCAACAAAGGAGACCUCAACGUGGAACUACACUGUGACAAGAUUCCCAAAGCAGGGGAAAACUUCAUCGGCCUGUGCAAAAAAGGCUAUUAUGAUGGCACAGUCUUCCACAGAUCCAUCCGGAAUUUCAUGAUACAAGGAGGCGACCCAACCGGCACGGGCACAGGUGGAGAAUCCUUCUGGGGCAAACCUUUCAAGGACGAGUUCAGACCCAACUUAUCCCACACGGGCCGAGGGAUUCUAAGCAUGGCCAAUUCGGGUCCAAACACCAACAAGUCUCAGUUCUUCAUCACAUUCCGCUCCUGCACUUACCUGGACAGGAAACACACGGUGUUUGGAAGGGUUGUUGGCGGCUUCGAAACGUUGACGGCCAUGGAGAACGUUGAGAGUGACGCCAAAACGGACAAACCAAAGUCGGAAAUCAAGAUCAUAAGCGCAACGGUGUUCGUGGACCCGUACGAAGAGGCUGACGCGGAGAUCGCGGCAGAGCGGGAGAAAGAAGAGAAGAAGAAAACAGAAGAGGAGGAGCGGCGGCAAGCCUGUGCCUCCUUGAGGAAGGCUAAGGAUGAGCAGACACCCAAGGCAUUCAAGCAAGGCGUCGGAAAAUAUAUAAAUCCCACUGCAACGAAACGCCCAACCACAGAAGAAGAAAGCGGACCUUCUACCAGCAGUGCCGCCAAAAAACCAAAAGGAAAGUCCACGUUAGGAGAUUUUAGCUCCUGGUAG
Molecule: messenger RNA, 1581 nt
Organism: Nerophis lumbriciformis (worm pipefish)
Lineage: Eukaryota; Metazoa; Chordata; Actinopteri; Syngnathiformes; Syngnathidae
Source: RefSeq, a predicted model, not a curated record